This is a messenger RNA of Chrysochloris asiatica (Cape golden mole), 756 nucleotides long. It is a transcript of the gene PIGL, whose product is annotated as phosphatidylinositol glycan anchor biosynthesis, class L. Gene Ontology annotation, molecular function: N-acetylglucosaminylphosphatidylinositol deacetylase activity. Gene Ontology annotation, cellular component: endoplasmic reticulum. Bases 1 to 756 code for a protein of 251 amino acids. The record is from RefSeq and is a predicted model, not a curated record. The transcript is spliced from 7 exons. Lineage: Eukaryota; Metazoa; Chordata; Mammalia; Afrosoricida; Chrysochloridae. Gene Ontology annotation, biological process: GPI anchor biosynthetic process.
AUGGACAUAGUGAUUCUACUGUGUUUAGCUGUGACAUUGUUGGCAUGGGGCUUACUGUGGGCUUUGGACUCCUUGGAAAUAAAGAGUCGGGAGCAGACAGGCAGGCUAAGAACCGAGAGCCAGACUCUCCUGGUCAUCGCGCACCCCGACGAUGAAGCCAUGUUCUUUGCUCCCACAUUGCUAGGGUUGGCCCGCCUGCGGCACCAGGUGUCCCUACUCUGCUUCUCCACAGGAAAUUACUACAAUCAAGGAGAGAUUCGUAAGAAAGAACUUGUGCAGAGCUGCGAAGUGUUGGGAAUUCCGUCCUCCAGUGUAACGAUUAUUGAUAACAGGGCUUUUCCAGAUGACCCAAGUGUGCAGUGGGACACAGAACACGUGGCCAGCGCCCUCCUCCAGCACAUGGAAGCUAAUGAUAUCAACCUGGUGGUGACUUUCGAUGCCAGGGGAGUAAGUGGUCAUAUCAAUCACAUUGCUCUUCAUGUGGCCGUGAGGACCCUGCACUCAGAGGGGAGAUUGCCUAAAGGGUGUUCUGUGCUCCUGCUUAAGACCGUGAAUGUGGUACGCAAGUACAUCUCCCUUCUGGAUCUGCCCUUUUCUUGGCUUCAGCCUCAGAAUGUCCUCUUCGUGCUCACCAGCAAAGAGGUGGCACAGGCUAAGAGAGCCAUGUCCUGCCACCACAGCCAACUCCUCUGGUUCCGCCACCUCUAUAUUUUCUUCUCUCGGUACAUGAGAAUCAAUUCACUACACUUUCUCUGA